This is a messenger RNA of Vanrija pseudolonga, 1593 nucleotides long. RefSeq names its product Alpha-1,3-mannosyltransferase CMT1. The record is from RefSeq and is a predicted model, not a curated record. Bases 1 to 1455 code for a protein of 484 amino acids. The transcript is spliced from 3 exons. Lineage: Eukaryota; Fungi; Basidiomycota; Tremellomycetes; Trichosporonales; Trichosporonaceae.
AUGCACCCAAGCCGCUCCCGGCCGCUGGGCAUGCUCGCUCGCCGGCGCGCGCUCUUCGCCAUCGUGCUGGCGUUCGGCGUCGUGCUGCUCGUCUUCACGCUGCUCCCGGCGUCCGAGCCGGCCAACAGCCUGCCUUAUGCCGCCGACGCCGCGGUGCCGGGGCGCGACGGCGCGCGCGCGCCGCCAGCAUUGCAGGCUACGCUCGACGACCUCUAUGCGAAUUUCACGCGCGUGUGGUCGGCGCAUAGCGGCUCCCCGCCAACCCCGAUCUACGGCGGGCCCGCGCUCACCCUCGCCCAGGUCGAGCGAUACUCGCACCUCAAGCGCCCGCCCCCGACCCGCGCGAUGAAGAUCAAGGCCGGGGCGGACGGCCACGCGCUCAAGCCAAAGUUUAUGAUCACGACGCUGACGCGCAACAUUGGCGACCAGCUCCCCGACCUGCUGAAUGCGCUCGCGGUGCUCGUCGCGUUCCUCGGCCCAGACCACGUGAGCUUCAGCUUUGUCGAAGGGCCCAGUGGGGAUCCCUCGCCGUUCGUCCUCGACGAGGUGCUCGUCCCGCUCCUCCGCCACCUCGGCGUGCCGGCCGCCCAGAUCCGCGUGGACACCAACGCGCCAGAAAUCAACUUUGCCAAUGUGAACCGCAUCGAGCAGCUCGCGAGCCUGCGCAACGCCGCGCUCGAGCCCCUGUGGGCGGACAACGACAUCGGGUAUCUCGCGCGCACGCCCGAGCGCCGCCGGCGCAUGGUCGGCGCCGACGUCGUCGCAGUGGUGUUCUUCAACGACGUGUUCCUGCAUGCUGCCGACAUCCUCGAGGUGCUCCACCAGCAUGUGACCGCCAAGGGCGUCACGAUGGGCACGGGCAUCACGACGGCGUGGGACUGGAUGGAGCGCAACCCGGCGUACUUUUACGAUGUCUGGGUCGCGAGGACAAUCGAUACCGGAGACCUCUUCUACCCAAUAGACCAGCCCUCGUGGUCGCCAUCAGACGACAUCCUCCCAGGAUCAGAGUACAGCAAGACGCGGUACGAGGGGCUGCAGCCGUUCCAAGUGUAUUCGGCGUGGAACGGCCUCGCGGUGCUGUCGCCCACGCCGUUCCUCCCGCCGUUCAACGUGCGCUUCAGGCGCGGCAACACGGCCAAGGGCGAGUGCGCGGCGAGCGAGUGCACGCUUGUCGCGGCCGAUUUCUGGAAGUACAAUUGGGGCAGGGUACAGGUCGUCCCGAGUGUACAGGUCGCGUACCAGCGCAAGCCGGCCAUCGAGACCGCGCUUGAGCUGCGCAAGGCGCAGGAUAAGUUGGGGUGGAAGGAUGGCGUGCCGCCGAAGAAUAGGGACACGACGGUGGCUUGGGAGUUUGGCGCACCCGACGAGGUCCGAUGCCACCCCUGGCCUGAGAAGAACGGGCUCGACGCCAACGUCUGGGCCAAGACCGAGUGGGUGAAACCGUACCUCUUGUAAGCGCGGAGCGCUACAAGCCGACGCCGAGGCGCAGAGCCUGCCACACACCACACACCACACACCACACGGCCCUACACUGGCCGAAGAUCGAUCCACAUGUGCAUAGUUGUUAGAAUCAAUCGGAUGCAUUGUUAGACU